AUGAGGAAGCAGAACGUGCGCACGGCCGCACUCAUCCUGUGCAUUUUUUCGUACUUGCUGGUGGGCGCCGCCGUCUUCGACGCUCUCGAGUCCGAGGCGGAAAGCGGCCGCAAGCGGCUGCUGGCCCAGAAGCGGAGCGAGUUCCGGAGGAAGUACGGCUUCUCGGCCGAGGACUACCGGGAGCUCGAGCGCCUGGCGCUGCAGGGCGAACCGCACCGCGCCGGUCCCCAGUGGAAGUUCGCCGGCUCCUUCUACUUCGCUAUCACGGUCAUCACCACCAUCGGGUACGGCCACGCCGCGCCGGGCACUGACUCGGGCAAGGUCUUCUGCAUGUUCUAUGCGCUCCUGGGCAUACCGCUGACGCUGGUCACCUUCCAGAGCCUGGGCGAGAGGCUGAAUGCGCUGGUGCGGCGCCUCCUGCUGGCGGCCAAGCGCUGCCUGCGCCUGCGGCGGCCGCGCGUGUCCACUGAGAACAUGGUGGUGGCCGGGCUGCUGGUGUGCGCGGCUACCCUGGCCCUCGGGGCCGCCGCCUUCGCGCACUUCGAGGGCUGGACCUUCUUCCACGCCUACUACUACUGCUUCAUCACCCUCACCACCAUCGGCUUCGGCGACUUCGUGGCGCUGCAGAGCGAUGAGGCGCUGCAGAGGAAGCCGCCGUAUGUGGCCUUCAGCUUCCUCUAUAUCCUCUUGGGGCUUACGGUCAUCGGCGCCUUCCUCAACCUGGUGGUCCUGCGCUUCCUCGCGGCCAGCACCGACGUGCCGCAGUGCGCAGCCCGUCACGCCAGGCCGCUCCGCCUGGGGGCGCCCGAGACCAGCGGCCCCUCCCUGGCCGGCCGCCCAGGCCUUCCCGGGGGCCCCACCUCCAUCUCUUAUCGCAUCCACCAGCUGGAGAUGUGGGCCCGCGACAAUCUGGGUUUCUCGCCCCCCUCGAGCCCCAGAGCCUUGAGCGGCAGGGCAGGCAGGCCCCUGGUCAGGCGGAAGUCCAUAUGACAGCCCCGCCUGGGCGGGGGUUCCAACCUGGAAUAGG
Trichechus manatus latirostris (Florida manatee) is the source of this 1027-nucleotide messenger RNA. RefSeq names its product potassium two pore domain channel subfamily K member 15 (gene KCNK15). The transcript has 2 exons. Lineage: Eukaryota; Metazoa; Chordata; Mammalia; Sirenia; Trichechidae. Gene Ontology annotation, biological process: stabilization of membrane potential; potassium ion transmembrane transport. Gene Ontology annotation, molecular function: outward rectifier potassium channel activity; potassium ion leak channel activity. Bases 1 to 990 code for a protein of 329 amino acids. The record is from RefSeq and is a predicted model, not a curated record. Gene Ontology annotation, cellular component: plasma membrane.